AUGGUGAGACUACCCCCACGGCUGAAACACAGUUGGCGCAACGGUUUUAUACAUUCUACAGGGGGGACACCCUGGAAGCAGCGGCUCUACAGUAGCAGUAGUAGUAUUAGCAGCGGCGGUGUGGCACAUUGCGAGGACGAGGGCGAGGGGGAGUUGCACAAAUAUGUAUGCGUCGUGCCGUACAAGAACGACAACGUCCUGUCGCUGGAGAAAACGUAUGACGCGAAAUAUCCCCACGUGGUUAGCGAAAACAGCAUUGAAGUGGAGUCCAAUUUGAAAUAUAUUUACAAGCUGCUACUAACCAGUCGAACAGUGGAACAAAUCCGGUUGCUCUUACACAACUCGUACUGUGCAUACGAGAAUAAUUUCAUAAACGAUGUGAGGAACAUUAACUGGUCUGCGUACAUCCCUUUCAGCAGUGUCUUCACGGAGCCACAAAUAAAUGUGAAGACCAUAAAGUCAAGGCUGUUUCACACCUGCAUGAUCAAAAACAUUAUCCUGAACGUGAUUAAAAAGCAGCAACAAGUGUAUAUAGAAAAAAAUGGAGAUGACAAUAUUCUUUUGAAGAAAAAAAAACUGGCUCCGUCCUCUCUGCAGCCGCUAAAAAUACAUGUCCUGUUCCGUUAUAACGAAUUAAAAAUUAGUGUAAACAUAAGUAAUGACUUAAACAAACGUUUAUACAUUGCACACAAAAGGGGGACACCCUGGAAGCAGCGGCUCUACAGUAGCAGUAGUAGUAUUAGCAGCGGCGGUGUGGCACAUUGCGAGGACGAGGGCGAGGGGGAGUUGCACAAAUAUGUAUGCGUCGUGCCGUACAAGAACGACAACGUCCUGUCGCUGGAGAAAACGUAUGACGCGAAAUAUCCCCACGUGGUUAGCGAAAACAGCAUUGAAGUGGAGUCCAAUUUGAAAUAUAUUUACAAGCUGCUACUAACCAGUCGAACAGUGGAACAAAUCCGGUUGCUCUUACACAACUCGUACUGUGCAUACGAGAAUAAUUUCAUAAACGAUGUGAGGAACAUUAACUGGUCUGCGUACAUCCCUUUCAGCAGUGUCUUCACGGAGCCACAAAUAAAUGUGAAGACCAUAAAGUCAAGGCUGUUUCACACCUGCAUGAUCAAAAACAUUAUCCUGAACGUGAUUAAAAAGCAGCAACAAGUGUAUAUAGAAAAAAAUGGAGAUGACAAUAUUCUUUUGAAGAAAAAAAAACUGGCUCCGUCCUCUCUGCAGCCGCUAAAAAUACAUGUCCUGUUCCGUUAUAACGAAUUAAAAAUUAGUGUAAACAUAAGUAAUGACUUAAACAAACGUUUAUACAUUGCACACAAAAGUGAGACCUCCUUAAAAAGCACAAUCAUAGCUUCCGCAUUGUUCAAAAUUAACAUAUUUAAUUACACCAAUGGGGGAAGAGACUUAUAUUUUGUGGAUCCCUUCUGUAAUGAUGGAAGCAUUCUGUUGGAAGCAUUUUCCAUUUUAAUGACUGCCCCUUGUGGCUCCCCCAGUAUUAACUACCCCAUUGUGUCAUUCCCUAUGCAUUCCCCUUCUACGUUUUUCGAAGUUUUAAAUGAAGUAAAUAUGACUCCAGGGAAAUUCACCGACCGAGUGUUCCUCCUUGGGCUUGACGAUAGUAAGGAUCACAUAAGACUAGCUAAUGCAAAUUUGAAGAGACUCUUUCUAACCACACCACGUUGUGUUAAUGAGGAUGAUGAGGAUGAUGUGCAGGUGGGGGGAAGCAUUUCUUUGUCCAGAGAAGGGGUGGACAAAUCGGUUCGAAGUGGGAAGGGGGUAGUAGGGAAAAGUGGUGGUGGAGGAGGACAGUCUCCUACAAUAAGCGAUUCUGCUGCCUCCCAUUUCAGCGCGCUGUGCACACAUGAACUGAACACGUUGUUCUCCAGCGAUAAUCCCGUCAUGUCGAGGAGGAUAAAAUUUAUGUGCAUGGACUUCCUGAAGCUAAGCAGUGUCAACGAAAACUGUGUUAUAAUUACAAGUAUAAUAAACGUGGACGAAAAAAAAAAAAAAAAAUUGGAGAAAAUUCUUCUGCGCUCGCAGAUUUUAAAUGCCUUCGUGUUUGCCCCGGAGAGUUAUAAAGAAAGGACAAGGCUCAAGUUUAAGUUAAUUUCUCGAUUUGUGUCAGAUGGGCAGAACAUCAUUUUUGUUCAGCUCUUUGGGCAGACUCGCCGCGGGGUGCACGACGAGAUGUGGGACGGUUGA
This is a messenger RNA of Plasmodium fragile, 2208 nucleotides long. RefSeq lists its product as uncharacterized. The transcript is spliced from 2 exons. NCBI's taxonomy places the organism in Eukaryota, Apicomplexa, Aconoidasida, Haemosporida, Plasmodiidae. The record is from RefSeq and is a predicted model, not a curated record. Gene Ontology annotation, molecular function: rRNA (guanine-N7-)-methyltransferase activity; rRNA (guanine-N2-)-methyltransferase activity. Bases 1 to 2208 code for a protein of 735 amino acids.